UGAUUGAAGCGAAGAAAAUCCUGUACGACAAUUCCUGAAAAGUUUUCUGCCUAUCUGUGGGUUAUUUUGGGGUGGUAACCCCGCGCGCCGAAAGUGAGCUUGGUGAAAGUGAAAAAAAGAGGAGAAAACCAGUGCGGAAAAUGACUGAGAUAUUGCGGAGGUGCGGUUGCUUCCGGCGAAAUCGACGCGGUUCCAGCAUCGAGGACUCGUCCUCCUGCCGGUCGUCGGAGAUCGAACGGGGUGGUGAGACUGUACCGCACAAAGCCAGACAGCUGAAGCUGUUCAAGUCCAAGACCUGGUGCCAACGGUGGCGAAAAACCGGCCGCGGGAGCAUGACGAAGGUCGAACGAACCAUAAAAUCCGCUCUCCUGAUUCAGCGCUGGUACCGGCGGUAUCUGGCGCGGAUGGAAAUUCGACGCCGCUACACGUGGACCAUCUUCCAGAGCAUCGAAUACGCCGGCGAGCAGGACCAAGUUCGGCUUUACAAUUUUUUCAACGCACUACUGACGCACAUUCCAGAAACCGCCGGACGACCCACCAAUUCCAAGGAGACCUCACGGGCCUCUUCCAACGAGGCUCUCGAUUUUAAGUUUUCGGACGAAUCGGACGACCUAGCCGACGAGGGUAUAACUGCGCCGGAGCGGACCUACCAGGGACCACACAUUAAAUUUCCGCUCGACAAGAAGGAACUCGAUGUGAUAAUUGAUCUGUUUCGGAAGAAGAAAAACCGACUACAUGCGAAGUAUGUUGCCGGCAUCCUGCGGGAAGCGUCCUCCAAGCUGAAAAGGCUGCCAAAUUUGAACCAGGCCUCGACGGCCAUCUCCAAGCAGGUCACAAUCUGUGGUGAUCUGCACGGGAAGCUGGACGAUUUGCUGGUGGUUUUUCACAAGAAUGGCCUGCCAUCGCCGGAGAAUCCGUACGUCUUCAAUGGAGACUUUGUUGAUCGAGGUAAAAAGGGCUUGGAAGUUCUGCUGCUGUUGCUGUCCACCUUCCUAGUCUAUCCGGGUGGAGUGUUCCUAAACCGUGGCAACCACGAGGAUACGGUCAUGAACGUACGGUAUGGCUUUGUCCGCGAGGUGCACCAAAAGUAUAAACACAACGCCGAAAGACUGCUGAAGCUCAUCGACGAAGUCUACCGUUGGCUGCCGCUGGGCACGAUAGUCAACAAUCGGGUACUGGUGGUGCACGGUGGCAUUUCCGAUUCCACCGAUCUGGAUCUCAUUCGAAGCCUGGACCGGGGAAAGUACGUUUCCAUUUUGCGACCACCGAUCACCGAGAGCUCAGCCCCGGGGGCAGAGAUUAUCGAUAAAGUUGAGUGGAAACAGGUAUUCGACAUCCUCUGGAGUGACCCACAGCCCAGCGAAGGCUGUCGGCCGAACUCGCUGCGCGGUGCCGGCACGUAUUUCGGCCCGGAUGUGACCAACAAGUUCCUACAACGCUACAAGCUGCAGUAUCUGGUCCGGUCGCACGAGUGCAAGCCCGUUGGCUACGAGACCAUGCACGGCGGCAAGGUCAUCACGAUAUUUUCCGCCUCCAACUACUACGAAAUUGGCUCCAACAAGGGUGCCUACCUCAAGCUGAACCCCCAGCUGGAUAUCCGUUUUCUGAUGUACACUGCAGCUGCAUCCAAGACACGCAAGCUAACCUUCCGGCAGCAGGUCGGCCUGGUGGAGAGUUCGGCCCUGCGGGAACUGGCGGCGCGUCUACGGGAACGUCGCGUCGAACUGGAGCGGGAGUUCGUUUCGCGGGAUGAGAAAAAUACCGGAAUGCUAACGGUUGCCAAAUGGAGUGAAGCGAUGGAAGCUGCCACCAACUUGGGACUGCCCUGGCGAAUGCUGAGGGAUAAACUGGCACCGACGGACAACACAGCCACCAGCACGACCGGUACCGUAACCGAGGUGUGCUACCGAAAAACUUUACAUCUGCUCGAUACGGAUUCUUUCAAAUGUGCCCAAAAUGGAACGACAUCGGUGGCGGAAUCCCUCUACAAAAAUAAGAGCAGCCUGGAGACCAUCUUCCGCAUCCUGGACAAGGACAAUUCGGGUCAGAUUUCACUGGAGGAGUUCGGCGAGGCUUGCGCCCUGCUGGAGAAACACUUUCCGCACAACACCCACGAACAGCUGCUGGACAUGUGCAAAAUGAUGGACAUCAAUAAGGAUGGACUGGUCGAUUUGAAUGAGUUCCUGGAAACGUUCCGGCUGUGCGAGAAUGCCAAGGCACAACUGCUGAGCAGCCUGCAGGAAACGGCACUGGCCGUGGACGGUAAAACAGCGGAAAACAGGCGCGAUUCUAGCGGUAAGGAGGAUGCAAUUGCCAAUGGGGAUAAUGGGAUCAAUGGGUUGGGUGGCAAACGUAAGGGUAACCGAAAACGUUCGAGCGGAAAAAAUAAUGAUUCUUCCAAAACAGCCGAAGACUCGGAUGAUUAUGAAGAUUAUGAAGCGAACGAUGGAACGAAUGCGACAGCGGCGGAACAACGGAAACAGAGCGCGAAAACGUCCUCUGCGGUGGUUGUGGCAGCGGCUGCUAAUGCCAACGGUACGGUAACGGGGAUGGCGGUGAAUGGUGGCACCACCGAUCAGGAGGGUGAAAAUGGUUAAACGAAUGUGUAGGCAGUGGGUCCCUUCCGGUGGUUUGGUGGUUGAAACAUGGUAUGAUCUCGAGUGGUUUUAUGGUAAUUUUGGUUUGAACUUCAUUUGCAAUUUGAUGCACUUUUUAAUGAACGUGGCUUUAUUUUCUCUUUGAUAUGAUUUUUCAGCAAAUAAUGCACUUUUUUUGCUUUGGACUUCGAAAGAUAGCUGAUAUCUUUUUGAGAAACAGAU
This is a messenger RNA of Sabethes cyaneus, 2819 nucleotides long. It is a transcript of the gene rdgC, whose product is annotated as serine/threonine-protein phosphatase rdgC. The record is from RefSeq and is a predicted model, not a curated record. The transcript is spliced from 10 exons. The coding region runs from base 141 to 2597 and encodes 818 amino acids. Gene Ontology annotation, molecular function: protein serine/threonine phosphatase activity; protein binding; calcium ion binding. Gene Ontology annotation, cellular component: cytosol; nucleus. Lineage: Eukaryota; Metazoa; Arthropoda; Insecta; Diptera; Culicidae.